ACUGCUGCUGCUGACGCCCUCAGACAUGUUUGACAGGAAUCGGGAACAAGGAAGUUAUGCACCUGUUGCUGCUGCCUAUUUACUCAACUCUCCAAAUAUAUCACACUGCGACCUCGAUAAUUAGUGUGUUGUUAAUCCUUUCUUAGAGGUGUUGUGAAGCAGCAUGAUGACAGAGGCAGAGGCGGAGGUGGAAGCAGCGCCCACCGAGGAGCAGCAGCUGCGCCCUUCUUCCAGCGGCCCGGAGGACACUCAGCCCGCUGCCCGCACAGAGCCCACCGAGGAGCGGGCAGCGGAAGGCGGAGCGGCCCGCUUCGAACAGCACGAUGCCGUCCCCGAGGAAACAUCUCUGGACCAAUUCAGACUGAAAAAGUUCUUCGUGCUGAGGCCUGGCACUCUGAAUCAGGCCAUCAAAGACGUUGAAGCCCUGGUGGAUAAAGAAGUAGAUGGCAGCAUUCACAGCAUCUGGCUGAUGGCAGAGGUGGAUCACUGGAACAAUGAAAAGGAGCGUCUUGUUCUGAUCACAGACAACUCUCUCCUGGUCUGCAAGUACGACUUUGUCAUGUUCAGCUGUGAGCAGCUACAGAGGAUCCCGCUGAACUUCGUGGACCGCAUCUCCCACGGGACCUUCAGCUUCCCAAAGCGCUCCCUUCUCCAGAGAGAAGGGGAGGGGUUGCGAGUCUUCUGGGACCGGCUGAGAGAGCCCUCCUUCAUCUCUAGGUGGAACCCCUUUGCCACUGACUUCCCUUUCAUCACCUUCACCUACCACCCCGUGAGGAACAUCAGUGACACAUUCGCUGCACUCUGUGACAUCCAGAACUUCCGUGAGAAGCUCAAAGAUGCAGCACAGAAAGUCCAUGUCAUGAAGCCAGUUCCUGGGAAGGCUAAUGGCGUCCUGGUCCUGAAUCAGCCGAUCCACGUAGAGGCCUAUGUGGGCCUCAUGUCUUUCCUCGGGAACCAGAACAAACUGGGCUACAGCUUUGCUCGAGGAAACAUUGGCUUCUAAACUCGUCAACAUUAAUAUAAAACUUCUGUUGUUCAGAUUGUUUGCUGUAAUUUAUAUGUCUCAGAUUCAUGUUCAUAAGUUUGUUUACAGAGUUCAUAAUUCAUGAAGGAUUGACCAAAGGUUUUUCCAUAUUCAGGUCUGUUUUUGUUCCUCGUUGAAGCCUGGAUUCCCAGGCUGAGGUGUAUGAGGUUUAAACAACUGUGUGAUCUCCCCCACUGCUUAUUACCAGUGUGUGGUGUCUGAGUACUCAGAAAUAUCCACAUUUCAACACCGCUCUUCACUGGAUGACGGAUCCCCUGCUGCUCUCAAGGAGCUUUGUACUUGCUCCUCAGUGAUAUGGUAAUUCAACUCUUUCGCAAUGGGACUCCUUUCUUCCUCCCCCAGUGUCUCUGUUAAAAGCUCAUUCCCAUGCCAUUCACUCCCUUAGAGAUUCACUGGAGCAUGGGGGCACAUUUGUCAGUUUAUCAUUUGUAGUGUAUUUUUACAGUGCAUACAGUGUUGGAAUUUCCCCUUGAUUUGUGUGUCUACUGUGUGGCUCUUCCUUGUUUAGUAUCAUCUGUUUGUUUUUUGAGCUUGUCACAGAAAUGAAAAUAUAAAAUUACAUAUUUUGUUUUUUCCCUUUUUACUGGUAUAAAAAUAGACUGUUUUUAUGCAGA
Molecule: messenger RNA, 1659 nt
Organism: Seriola aureovittata
Lineage: Eukaryota; Metazoa; Chordata; Actinopteri; Carangiformes; Carangidae
Gene: tprg1
Product: tumor protein p63 regulated 1
Exons: 6
Coding region: 164-1003 (279 amino acids)
Cellular component (GO): cytoplasm
Source: RefSeq, a predicted model, not a curated record